Molecule: messenger RNA, 723 nt
Organism: Symbiodinium necroappetens
Lineage: Eukaryota; Dinophyceae; Suessiales; Symbiodiniaceae
Source: the annotation of a GenBank genome assembly
AUGGCCAGUGAUCACGCCGUGAGCACUUGCGAACUACGAGUGACCGAUCGCUCAUCGCAAGAGGGCUAUGGCAAUGAUUCAGAUCGUGUGGAGUUCCGGUUCAGGGAUGCCAACAACCGGAUCAACCUGAAGUGCGGGCGAACGUCGGUGCCGGGCACGUGGCUUACGGUCAGUCAUAUUUCCGGCCCUGCUUUGAUCAAUACUAUCCAGGCCUGCAGGAACCAACGCGCUCGCGUUGAGGGGCCGGAUCAUGUUCAGCAGUUCGCCCAGCUCUCUGCGGUGAUCGUCCCGUGGUACAACGACGCCAUGGCGAACACGGAAGGCUUGGUCGGCACAUCUACUGCUCCCGGUGGAGAGGGGGAACUUCCACCUUCGUGCUCGCUCGGGAACGAGCUUGCUGCUCAGCGUGGUCCGCCUGCUCUCAUGGAAGAGGCGGCCAAGCAAGCCGUUCGGCAGUUGGGUUCUUCGACUACCGCGGCUCUGACGAACAUGCCGACGUCUGCUCAGCAGGCGUACGACCAGAGGGUGUCGGUGAUCAACCCGGUGCUCGAGGGCGAGGUGCCGCCGGACGAUCACGUCGAGGAGUACAUCGAGGAGGCUAGGGAUCGCCUAAGAGCGGACAUGCGCUUCUCGCGCACGUCGGCCGCGAUCACGCCGCAGGUCUUCACGGACGUCCUCCGCGAUCGUGAGGAGGCGGAGUACCAGAGAUAUUCCACCGUUCGG